Gavialis gangeticus (Gharial) is the source of this 3082-nucleotide messenger RNA. It is a transcript of the gene TXNDC11, whose product is annotated as thioredoxin domain containing 11. The transcript is spliced from 11 exons. Bases 16 to 2619 code for a protein of 867 amino acids. The record is from RefSeq and is a predicted model, not a curated record. NCBI's taxonomy places the organism in Eukaryota, Metazoa, Chordata, Crocodylia, Gavialidae.
GCAAAAGAUGUGACAAUGCCAGCAAAGAUUCCAGUUAAUUUCUUCUCCUCAAGAUCUCCAGUCAUUGAUCUUUUUCGGGGACAGUUGGAUUAUGCAGAUCAUCUUCGUCAGGAUUCUGAAGUUGUGUUAUAUUUUUUCUAUGCCCCAUGGUGUGGGCAGUCUGUCGCAGCAAGGGAAGAAAUCGAACAUGUGGCUAGCAGGCUGUCAGACCAGGUGCUUUUCGUGGCAGUUAACUGCUGGUGGAACCAGGGGAAAUGCAGGAAACAAAAACACUUCUUUUAUUUUCCUGUGAUACAUUUGUACCAUCGGAGUUUUGGACCAAUUGAAUACAAAGGCCCUAUGAGUGCUGUUUAUAUUGAAAAGUUUGUUCGUCGGGUGAUGACACCACUUCUCUACAUCUCGUCUCGAUCAAAAUUACUAGAUUUCCUCUCAGAUUAUGAGCCUGGAGUUCUAGGAUAUUUUGAGUUCAAUGCUUCACCUCAGCCUCCUGGUUAUUUGACAUUCUUCACAUCAGCAUUACAUUCAUUAAAGAAAGAUUACCUUGGAACAAUACGCUUUGGAGUGAUCACGGAUAAACAGAUUGCAAAAGAGGUCUCAUUGAUGCAUUCAGGCACUGUGUACCUGCAUAGGCAUGUCAACAAUUCACUUAUCUAUCCCAGUGAGGUCAUGAAUUAUACAGCUGAAAACAUUUGCAAAUGGGCCCUAGAAAAUCGAGAGAUGCUCAUACGCUGGCUGAGACCACAUGGAGGAAAAAGCCUUCUACUAAACAAUGAACUAAAGAAAGGACCAGCACUUCUAUUGUUUAUACCCUUUAAUCCCUUGGCAGAAAGUAAUCCUCUUUUAGAUGAAAUAACCAAAGUGGCCUUGGAGUACAAAAAUUGUAACAAAAGCCAGGCAUCUGAACCAGCUCAACACUUGAGAGAGUCUGAUUCACCAGAUUUUGGAUCCGUUGUACCAGACGCCCGCACAAAAUUGACAGAAACGUUCUCCAUAACAGAGUACCCAUGUUGUAACACAGUGGUGCUUCCUCAGUGGCAUUCAAUCUCUAGAACUCACAAUGUCUGUGAACUUUGCGUCAACCAGACAGUUGGGGUCAAACCAAGUCAAGUCACUGUGCCACAGUGUAACUUUUUAGAGAUAGAAGCAGCUUUGAACUCUUUCUACCUCCAGGAACGUACUUUUUUUCAAGUUGCAUCAAAUACCAUAGAAUGCAGCAACUUCCUAAGUUUCUACAGUCCUUUCAGCUACUACACUGCAUGCUGCAGGACAGUAAACAGGGGUCUGUUAAGUCUUGGUAAUUCCAAAAAGACCAUCUUUCAGAACCUCGAAGUAGCAUUUUCUUCCCAUGGGAAGAAAGGGAAGGAUGAUGCCCAAAGUUCUAUUCCUCACAUUGAGGAUAGGAAUUACUUUAUUCCUGACCUUCAUGUUAAUGGCACUAACAUUACUGGCCUGAGCUGCCGGACCAACAAGACCUUGAAUCUCUAUCUACUGGAUUCCAAUUUGUUCUGGAAGUAUGCAGAGAGAUUAGGAGCCUCAAGAGCUGCUCGUGUUAAGGAAUUUGCUGCCAUUGUUGACCUGAAAGAAGAGACGCACUAUGUCCUGGAUCAGAAUCAAGCAAUCAUAAGAUCUACUCUAGAAAACUUCAUUAAAAACUUCAGCAUUAUCUACAGUCCCUUAAAAAGACAUCUUGCUGGUGACUCUUCAGUCCAUUUUCACGUACAGCGCAUGAUCACUGAAGUGACUACUAGUACCUUUCAUGAAGUGGUGUUCUUGAGUGAAAAGGAUGUCUUGCUACUCUAUUAUGCGCAAUGGUGUGGAUUCUGUGCUUCCCUUAACCACAUCUUUAUUCAGCUGGCUCGGUUUUUGCCUCCAGACAACUUCACUGUGGCAAGAAUCGAUGUCUCUCAAAAUGACCUCCCAUGGGAAUUUAUGACAGAUCGCCUCCCAACCAUUUUGUUAUUUCCUCAGAACAGGAAGGACCAAAGUGUGAAGUUUCCUGAAGAUUUUUCAAUUACCAUACCUAAUCUGCUUAAAUUCAUUUUACGUUACUCAAGCCUACCUUCAUCUGCAUCUGACUUGGAGCCCUGCACCAAAGAGUGUCUGCAGAAAGAAGGGGCAGCAUUACAACAAAGACACAUCUCCCAUCUAGAGAGAGAGAUUGAAAAAUUAAGAUCAGAAGUCAGUGCCAUACACCAGACCCAUGAGCAGCUUGAAGCCCAGCUUUCAGAAUCCAGGGCAGAGGAACAUAGAUUACAACAGCAGAAACACACACUAGAAAGACAACGUAAGACCCUCCAGCUUCACAGUGAGCAUUUACAGACCAUUUGUGAACAGAAGAAUAGAGAAUUAGAAGAAAUGGCUGAAAAGCUGCAAGAAUUAGCAGAUGCAUCAGAAAACCUCCUUAAAGAGAAUGCUUUACUAAGAGUUUUGGUGGCAUCAAUGGAAAGGAAACUAGAGAAUAAAGAUGAAACUAAGAAAUAUGUUCUCUCGGAGGAAAUGCUUUCCAAUGACAAUACUGGGACGAUUCCAACAGCUACUGACAGAUUACAUGAAGAAAGAGUUGAUAUCAAUAUUGACACCAGAGUGACUGAGCAGAGUAAGGAGAACAGGACAGAAUAAUUACUUAACUACAGGAAAAAAAAAUCCACAAAUGACACUGUAUUGGGACGGUAUUUAUGCAAAUUUUAUUGAAAUUUAUUGUAAAUAAAGAUUCCCCAAUGGUCUAGAAAAAUCAAAAUGGAAUAUUUUUGUAAUGCUUUAAAGAAUUUAAGACACCCAUGUCUCGAACCCUCUUAAACUGAGAACAGUAUUUGAAAUGCUCUUUGCACUUUACUAUUGCACUAAUUGGAUAGUUCUUCUCAGUGUCACUUAAUUUAAUGCUAAUUUCUUGAGGCAGCAGUGUGAAGCACCUCCUGUUAAGGACCAAUUUGUUUUUUGCACUGACUUCCUCCCACAUCUAGAGGAAGAAUUCAUUUAUACUUUUCUAAGGAAGUUUGGAAACUCUGUCUCCACUGCAUUUUCCUUUGUUUGCAGAGUUGAUUGGAAAUGCUGAAUCUGUGUAUUUAGUAAACUUGAAUGAAAA